CGCGAACCUUUUGCUCCGAGUCCUUUACUAGUCGCGUGUUCCAGUCAUCUCUUUAACCCUCUGAGCCCUCAGUUUAGUGUUUAACGUUUUUAUCUGAUCCACUUGAUGGGGAAAUCGUAUGUAGUGGUCGUGGGUUUGAAGCCAGGUAUAUAUCCCAAUUGGAUAGAAUGCAGUGGACAAAUCAAACAUGUUCCACGCGCUGUUUAUCAAAGCUUUGAUACGUACGAGGAAGCUCUUGCAGUAUGGCAUGGAGCCUUGCAAAGGGGUGAAGUGGAGGCUGUCCGGCCAAAUCCAAGAGCUGGGUCAGCUUCUGCCACUAGAAUCAAGAAUGAGAUGGAUGGUAACAUGUACCAGCCGGUAACUCCGAGCAGGAUGGAUCGCAUCGGCGAUGCUCGUACUGUGCAGUUACCCCAGACGCCAUGGGAUGAUGUGUCCUUACUGCAUUCCCCACGCGAAGCGUUGCCGGCAGAACCGCCAACUGGGGUGACUCAGUACGUGGACCUGCCAGACGAUCCUUGGCUUCAGCCAAAAAGAGGGUUGUCACCCCAAGUCACCGUGGAGGAUACAUCGUACACAUCUUCAAGUUCUUGCGUAAACGAUGUGUCGCAUUUACUGAUGAGACCCCGCCCCACUCAUAUAAGAAGGGUCGAGACUUCCCCCACCUCAUCCAUGAUGUCCAUAGAGGGAAUAACAUCCCCUCGAGAUUUACGUCGACAAGCGACUGCUCCUGCGUCAUUCGAGACGGGAGCGCGGUACCCCACUCUUGAAGAGAUAUACAAAGACUGUCGAUAUUCGGACGACCAUCCCCUACGAUGCAGGGAUCGCCAAUGAGGGACAGGCACCGCAGCGUGGUGAUCGGUUGAGCAUGAUAUGAAGAUCAAUUCAAGUCUUGUCCAUCAGAAGGUGAUCGUUGUUUUGUUGAUAUAGAUUGUUGUUUAUGUUGGUCUUGUACUGUUCGAGAUACCUGGCUUCAAAAAUCUUGAUUCCUGAUGCCGGCUUGACUGGCAUAGUAGUAGGCCUCUCAUUGGUACUCGGCUUUAAAGCACACACUUUCUUGGUCAAAAGGCAGAGGGUGCAAGGUUAGCUUUGAACAACAUGACAUGAUGAUGGUCGAGAAAUUGACAACAAAGAUCAUCCUAAUCACGG
This is a messenger RNA of Suillus subaureus, 1146 nucleotides long. RefSeq lists its product as uncharacterized. The transcript has 3 exons. NCBI's taxonomy places the organism in Eukaryota, Fungi, Basidiomycota, Agaricomycetes, Boletales, Suillaceae. Bases 106 to 831 code for a protein of 241 amino acids. The record is from RefSeq and is a predicted model, not a curated record.